CUGGAUGACUGACGUGCCACACGACCAAUCGGCUCUCGUCUUAAGUUUACCCGGCUGUGGUGAGCGUGGAGCUGAUUUGCAACCCGCCGAAGCAACAGUAAAGAAGGGAAAAUGUCGCUUGACUCGACGAGGACCGUUCUAGGAUCAGUGUGACCGCGUGGCGAGCCGGAAGCGUCCACUGUCGUCCAGGGUGAUGAUGAGCCUCCUAAAAGUGUAAAAACGGAAACAUAACUUGUGAGAGAUGGAUCAGUCCACGAGGGUGCUGGGUCUGGAUGCCCAGGGCAACAUGGUGUUCACAGUGGUCAAGCCUGUCGUGGGGCUCUUCCAGGUGUCCUCCUCAGACCAAGCAGGCGCCGUGACCCAGGGGGGUAUGGGUCUGCAGGGCUUAGCUGAAAACACGCUGGUCCUCCCUCCCACCCAAGACCAGGUCUCGCUGGAGACCACCCAGGUGGAAAUGGAAGCAGUCCAGCCUCAGAUGCAGGUUCCCGCUUCAGUCCACACUGAGGAAGCGGGCCAGAUUCAGGGACCUCCACAGAACUCUGACUUCUCCACCCAGAUGCCCUUUGCAGAGGUGUCCUCCCUCCUGGACCCCAACAUGAAGGGCUCAAAGGCUCGAAAACAUCUCAUCUCCUACGAGGAGAUCAAACGUCGCCUGCAGGCUCCAGAGAAGAUGUCCCUGCGUUCUCUGGCCGCCUACACCCGAGUGAGCCGAGGGCCGGCCAGCAAGAAGACGCUCCUGGAGUCUCUGAAUGUCCUCGGCCUCACGCCCAGCACCACCACCUCUGUUUCCUCCUCCUUCUCCAAACUCACUGAAGGUGACACCAGAGCGUUGUGUGAGGAUAUGAAAGACUUCUCGCACGACUACAUCGACUACGGCAGCAUGGCCAAACAGCUCAUCCCCGAGACCAACACCGUCCAGCACUGGUCCAAGAUCAUCGAGACCAAGAACCACCUGGAGGACAUGAGGAAGUGCUUCAAGGAUCCCACCAACAGCGGCUCCUUUGACAGCGUGACGCACGGCCUGGGUCUGGGGAUGCUGGAUGUGGCUCUGGACGUGAUCGUUAUGGUCAUCGAGCAGCAGAUUCACAUCCUGUCGGGCACCGCUGCCACGGCGGGGACGACCCACGCCACCCGGCAGACGCAACGCAUCCGCAGGCGGCAGCGCAGGACUCCGAAUAAAGCGUCCCUCGGGGUCAAGGAGCAAGGGAAGGUCGUCUCCAAGGGCAAGGGAAGAAGCAGAGGGAAGAAGAAGCUCCGUCAGGAAGGCGGCGCUGCCAACGCCGGCCAAGUGGACGACAUGCAGGACAACAUGAUCACUCUGGUGGCUGUGGGAUAUGAGACGGUUUCUACUGGUCUUACUGGCUCCAGACCUGCUUGAUGCCCCUUUAGGUCUCACUAGAUCUUUCUCAGGAAGGAGCAAACAGAAAGCGUUCAUGGUUCAUAGUCAACAUUCCUACGUAGCGCUGCCUUAAUCCUCUUGGCCACUGUUACUGAUACCUUCCUUCCUUCCUUCCUUCCUUCCUUCCUUCUGCUUGAGUUGGCCCACAGGUGCUCAGCACCUUCCCCUUCCCCUUCUUCAGGAGGGCACUUGUUCCCUUGGGAUGCGUUUGCGAUCCUGAUCAUAUUGGAAAGCCAGUUUCUGCUUCACAAUGUCAUCCUACACGUUGGAAUUGAUCUUCUAUUGAGACAAUAAUGGCUGUCAGUCGAUAAGAAUAAGAUGUACACUGACUACUCUGAAGUAGACUGUAUAGGAUAGCUCCUUGACAGGGUUUAAUAAAAUGGCUUUUCACACGUUUGGACGCUA
Messenger RNA from Doryrhamphus excisus (bluestripe pipefish), 1804 nucleotides. RefSeq lists its product as uncharacterized. The record is from RefSeq and is a predicted model, not a curated record. NCBI's taxonomy places the organism in Eukaryota, Metazoa, Chordata, Actinopteri, Syngnathiformes, Syngnathidae.